AAAUCACAAACCUCUCUCGGCUUUUUACCUUUCUCCGCUCUCCGCUCUCCGCUUCUUCUUCUUCUGCUUCCUCCAUUGUUCUGGAAAUGGCUUCUUUUCUCUCUCAAUAUACUCUUCUGAAGCUUCUCUUUGUCAUUUCUCUGUUUCAAAUCUCUAUAGCUGCUAGGAAUCUGGGUGAGUUGGUUCAAGACCAAUCUCAGCUUUUACACUACCAUAAUGGCCCUCUUCUUUCCGGGAAAAUUUCUGUUAAUCUCAUUUGGUAUGGGAAGUUCAAAUCUUCCCAGAGGGCCAUCAUAUCUGAUUUUGUUAACUCUCUCUCACCUUCAAUGUCGAAAACAGAGCAACCCUCGGUUGCCACGUGGUGGCAGACCACAGAAAAGUACUACCACCUCCUAAAGAAGUCUUCUUCUGCUCUCUCCCUCUACAUGGGAAAGCAGAUUAUUCACCAGGACUACUCGCUUGGGAAGUCCCUCACGACCAGGCAAAUCAUUGAGUUGGCAUCGAAGGGUGAGCAGAAAAACGCCAUUAAUGUCGUUUUGACCUCUUCCGACGUCACUGUUGAAGGGUUUUGCUCGAGCCGAUGUGGGACUCACGGGUCUGCUCUGAGCUCGAUUAAUGGCCGCCAAGGUAACGGGAAAGUCUCCAAGUUCGCUUACAUCUGGGUUGGUAACUCCGAGACUCAGUGUCCGGGUCAAUGCGCCUGGCCAUUCCACCAACCCAUCUACGGGCCACAGACCCCGCCUUUGGUGGCUCCCAACAACGAUGUGGGUCUUGAUGGAAUGGUGAUCAAUUUUGCCAGUCUCUUGGCUGGGACCGCGACCAACCCAUUCGGCAGUGGCUACUAUCAAGGCGCUGCCGAGGCUCCAUUGGAAGCUGCGUCGGCUUGUCCAGGCGUCUAUGGCAAAGGGGCUUAUCCUGGGUAUGCAGGGAACCUGUUGGUGGACUCUGCAACUGGAGCUAGCUACAACGCCAAUGGCUCCACUGGGAGGAAAUACUUGCUUCCUGCUAUUUAUGAUCCUUCCACAUCGUCUUGUUCGACUCUGGUGUAGAAGAUGAUGUAUUGAUUAGUCUCUAGUAGCUUAUAUACAUGGUAAUUCUUUGAUUUUUUUGAUUUGUUUCGCCCAUGCGAAUCAAUAAUAGAAGAGCAAAUUACGUUGGUUUGCUUUCUGAUAAAAAAGAAAAUCUAAAUUGAUGAUUGAUGAACAA
This is a messenger RNA of Carica papaya (papaya), 1206 nucleotides long. Its product is annotated as protein PHOSPHATE-INDUCED 1-like. The record is from RefSeq and is a predicted model, not a curated record. Lineage: Eukaryota; Viridiplantae; Streptophyta; Magnoliopsida; Brassicales; Caricaceae.